Molecule: messenger RNA, 1435 nt
Organism: Manacus vitellinus (golden-collared manakin)
Lineage: Eukaryota; Metazoa; Chordata; Aves; Passeriformes; Pipridae
Gene: TRIM45
Product: tripartite motif containing 45
Exons: 6
Coding region: 1-1263 (420 amino acids)
Biological process (GO): positive regulation of DNA-templated transcription
Cellular component (GO): nucleoplasm; chromatin
Molecular function (GO): protein binding; zinc ion binding; ubiquitin-protein transferase activity
Source: RefSeq, a predicted model, not a curated record
AUGGCGAGACAAAAGAAGACAGCUUCUCAUGCUGUGAUGGAGCUGGAGAACAGCAAAGAUUGCAGCCAGGCCGGGAAGCCUCUCUUGUGCCCUUCCCAUCCCACAGAGGAGCUAAGGCUGUUCUGCGAGCAGUGUGACCAGCCGGUGUGCCAGGAGUGUGUGUUGGGCAGACACCGUCAGCACCCCUAUGACUUCACCAGCAAUGUCAUCCACAGGCAUGGGGACGCCCUGCGGAAGCUGCUCAAGAACACCCAGCAGCACAUGGACACCCUGGAGGAUGUGCUGAGCCAGAUUGAUAAGAUGGGCAGUGCCGUCCGCAGCCGCGCAGAGGCUGUGGCCACAGAGAUCUGCUUGUUUGCCGGUGGCUAUGUGCGAGCGAUUGAAGAGCACCGGGACCGGCUGCUGAAGCAGCUGGAGGACUUGAAGGUGCAGAAGGAAAACCUGCUGCACUUGCAGAAGGCUCAGCUGCAGCAGCUGUUGCUGGACAUGAGGACAGGUGUGGAGUUCACAGAGCACUUGCUGAUGAGCGGCUCCGAUCUGGAGAUCCUCAUCACCAAAGGGGUGGUGUCAAGCCGUCUGACAAAGCUGAACAGCGUUGCUUACAGCACCCACCCCAGCGUGGAUGACAGAAUCCAGUUCUCUGCCCAGGAGAGGGCAGGGCAGUGUUGUGGCUAUGCAGUUUUUGGGGCCGUUCUCAAUAAAGUGGUUGAUCCAGCCAGAUGUACCCUGCAUGGGGAAGGUCUCCACAGUGCCCGUCAGAACCAGCGGGCUGGCUUUACCCUGCUCUGCAAUGACACCACGGGGGAGCGGAUGGGGCAAGGAGGAGAGGCUGUGCAGGUCACCAUCACCCACAAGGACAAGAGAGACUGUGCGGUCAAGCCAACAGUGUGUGAUAAUGGUGAUGGGACCUACUAUAUUUCCUACAGCCCUGAGGAGCCAGGCUUGUAUGCUGUCUGCGUCUGUGUGAAAGGGCAACAUGUGCAGGGCUCUCCGUUCACUCUGACGGUGAAACACAAGUUCCGUGAGCACCAAGGUGUGUUCCACUGCUGCACGUUCUGCUCAAGUGGAGGGCAGAAAGCUGCUCGCUGUGCCUGUGGUGGGACCAUGCCAGGUGGGUACCAAGGCUGUGGCCAUGGACACAAAGGUCACCCUGGCUGCCACCACUGGUCGUGCUGUGGACAAGUGAAGCAGAGCUCAGAGUGUCUGGGUGGGCCACCCAGUGACACGUCAUCCAGGAGUUUGCUCAGGACAGUGGCGCUCUGAGCAGCCAGGUGAGCUCCUGCGAGCCCAGGGCGCUGCUGCUGGCUGCUGCAUGAGCACCAACCAAGAGGAUCCCUGUGAUCACUGCAUAGCCUCGCUGCCAGAAAACUACGUUGUGGUGGAUGUGACCUGAGAAAGGGGGAUAAGGGAAAAUAAAGUUGUGCCUUAUGUUCCA